Zymoseptoria tritici IPO323 is the source of this 804-nucleotide messenger RNA. RefSeq lists its product as uncharacterized. The transcript has 3 exons. NCBI's taxonomy places the organism in Eukaryota, Fungi, Ascomycota, Dothideomycetes, Mycosphaerellales, Mycosphaerellaceae. Bases 1 to 804 code for a protein of 267 amino acids. The record is from RefSeq and is a predicted model, not a curated record.
AUGUCGAUCCAGCCCACUCACCCCAUGGGCGCAAUGAACAAGAUCGCAAAAGACACCUCCAACCGCAAGAACCCCAACCGCAAAAAAAAGCUCGAAUACCCGCCCAACGGCUACCAGGCUCCAAAAAGCCUGCUCCGCGUCCAUUCUCCCGAAGACAUCACGCGCAAUCACGGACGCGUCUUGCAGAUCUGGACGAUGUGCCGCAAACCGUGGGGCGCGCCAAACAAUGGCUGCCGUUCGGCGCAUCGGAACUUCUAUGUGUGGCACAAUGGCGUGUUGCGCGAGGUGUGGAAGUGUGUGAGGGACGUUUGCGAUUGGGAUGGUCAUGAGGCGGAGGAGGAUGAAGAGGGCGAUGGCGAUGGCGACGAUGGCGAUGAGGCUGGAGGAGGAGGCGACGAUACAGGCGGCGGGUUCAACGACCAAGUCGAUGAUAGAGACUCGAUGGCGGGAGGCGAUACCGAGGAGGAUGAGCCCGGUAAGGGAAUGGAGGAGAUGUUGAAGAAGCACAACGAGGCCAAGAAUAAGACGCAGCAGAGCAAGAUGCGUCACACCGACUUCAACGUCAAGGUGCACAAGAAGCAAUUGACGGCCAGGCCGUUCAAGAUCGAUGCGAGUUUCACCAUGCGGAAGAAGCAGUGCGACGAGAUUGAUUGCGAGUCUGCUUGCGAACAGCAUGGAGCAAGGGUGCGACGUGUGCGUUUGGGCAGAAAGGGACAAGAACUGUCGCAUUUGUCUGAGCGUCUCCUCCUCGGCGAGCAGAAGGGAUCGCUCUGGCAUGAACGAAUGUUGGCUCGAGAAGGCUGA